AUGACGGCAGACGGCCACGGCGACCUGAACAACUCGCAGGCCAUCCGCCAGCGGGUCGUCCUCGACGUCGACCCGGCGUUCAGCCAUGUCUCUCUGGCCAUAGCGGAGGCAGAGGACGAUCCCAGCGUCCGGACGCAGUACAGGCCCUUCUUGUUAGACGCUGGCUCGGCCGGGUCCUCCUCUGAUGGCCAGGGAACCGAAGCCGCAGAUGGUGACUGGGUGGCGAAGCUCGAGCUUAGCACCGUGCUCAAGAUGGUCCAGGAGGAGAUUCUCGACAAGAAGCAGGACCGGCUACGGAUCUUGGUUCUAUAUGGCAGCCUGAGGAGCAGAUCAUUCUCCCGCCUCCUGGCCUACGAAGCAGCCCGCAUCCUCUUCAGACUGGGCUGUGACGUCCGCGUGUAUGACCCGACAGGCCUGCCCCAGAAGGACGACGUGCAGCAUGACCACCCCAAGGUGCAAGAGCUGCGGGAGCUGAGCAAGUGGAGCGACGGCCACGUCUGGGUGAGCCCAGAGCAGCACGGUCAACUCUCAAGCAUCUUCAAGCAACAGAUCGACUGGAUCCCUUUAUCCACGGGCUCCGUGCGCCCGACGCAGGGCCGCACCCUCGCCAUCGCCCAGGUCAGCGGCGGCUCGCAGUCCUUCAACACGGUCAACACGCUGCGCGUCCUGGGGCGGUGGAUGCGCAUGUUCGCCAUCCCGAACCAGAGCUCCGUGCCCAAGGCGUACACGCAGUUCACGCCUGCGGCCGAAGGGAGCAGGAUGAUGCCUAGCUCGAACCGCGAGCGUCUGGUCGACUGCAUGGAGGAGCUGGUCAAGUACACGAUUGUCAUGAGGCCGCAUUUCGACUUGUUCGGGGAUCGGUUCAGCGAGCGCGAGGAGCGGAGGGUCAAGGCGGAGCAGCAGCUCCCAGCGAUGUGAGAAGGACCCUGCUACGAACGAUCAGCACCAUCAAAGACAAAAUGUUCUAGAGGCGCUGUUGCGAUAGAAGGCUGGGUCAAGGUUUAGGCCAUGGCACGUUGUUUCCGGCAGGCAUACUAGACGAUGCAAGCAUCAACAAACGACGGCGAAGUCA
Molecule: messenger RNA, 1072 nt
Organism: Microdochium trichocladiopsis
Lineage: Eukaryota; Fungi; Ascomycota; Sordariomycetes; Xylariales; Microdochiaceae
Product: flavoprotein-like protein
Exons: 3
Coding region: 1-918 (305 amino acids)
Molecular function (GO): oxidoreductase activity
Source: RefSeq, a predicted model, not a curated record